AUGUUUCGAAAAACUAUAGCGCCGUUGCUGGCACUGCUUUGUUUCUUACUUGUCGUCACAAGUUUGUAUCUUGGGCGCGGGAGCUUGACUUGGCCGUCGUAUAAUCCCGUAAGUAUCGGGCACAAUGAGGCGCAAGCAAGCAUCAGUCCAACAUCUCUCGAGACCAAGGCCAAGACAACGAGUACAGAAAUAUAUGUGCAGCCAGCCAUUUCAUCACCUUCACCGAGUCCAACUGUAUCAUCUCCUCCAACCAUUUCAAACGGUACUAUACUUUCAGCAGAUCGCAUCUCUCCCUACAUCUCAGCCAUUCUCAAUCCAACAGCUACCGUCCUACCAAGACUAAAAUGUCCUGUUCUGAACUCUCAGCGUUACCGUUCGCUGCAACAGAGGAAUGAGCAAGAGCCCAAAAUAUCCUUUUUCUUUGCUCUCAACUUACGCAACUGCAAGGACAUCCUUCCACGGCUACUGGGAAGCAUCGUUGAAGUAGCACAAUUCUUGGGCGUUUCUAGAUGUGCAAUAAGUAUCGUUGAAGGAAAUUCAGCAGAUGGCACUGCGGAUGUCCUAUCGGCACUUGAUCCGUUCCUAAAGGACUUGGGCUUGGUCUAUCUGUUCCAGAAUUCAAAGAUAAAUCCUUCAAAGGACGCACGCAUCAAGAAACUCGCUCAACUACGUAAUUUGGCCCUUGAGCCGUUGGUCAAGAAUCAGGUGCCAGUUUCAGAUGAGACCACUGUUCUCUUCAUCAACGACGUCGCCGCAUGCCCUGAUGAUCUACUCGAGCUCGUGCAUCAGAAGCGUAACUUAAAUGCUGACAUGACAUGCGCUAUGGAUUACACCUAUGUAGGUCAACACCCGACUUUCUAUGAUAUAUGGGUGGCUCGAACCAUCAAAGGCGACUCGUUCUUUGAAGUCGGAUCGGACGGGAACUGGAACAGCGCGUGGAAUCUUUUCUGGAACGACCCCCAAACUCGCGCUCGUUUUGAGGAACAUAAGCCAUUUCAAGUUUUUGCGUGUUGGAAUGGAGCUACGGCUUUCGGUGCGAGCCCGCUCCUUCAUGGAACACGAUUCAGAGAGAGUAACCCGAAUGAAUGCUUUCAGGGAGAGCCGACCUUAUUUUGUAAAGAUCUCUGGCACAGGGGCUUUCGUAAGAUCGCGGUGAUUCCCAGUGUUAACCUCGAGUACUCGGAUAAAAGGGGAGCUGAUAUUAAAAAACUCAAAGGAUACGUGUCCGACAUAGUUGAGGAGGAGGAUGAAGACAAUGCGAUCGACUGGGUAUUUUCGCCACCUGAACAAGUUCGAUGCAUGCCCACAUGGGAGACACAAGAAUGGAGACCAUGGAACGAGACAUUGUAA
This is a messenger RNA of Fusarium poae, 1350 nucleotides long. RefSeq lists its product as uncharacterized. The coding region runs from base 1 to 1350 and encodes 449 amino acids. The transcript is spliced from 2 exons. The record is from RefSeq and is a predicted model, not a curated record. NCBI's taxonomy places the organism in Eukaryota, Fungi, Ascomycota, Sordariomycetes, Hypocreales, Nectriaceae.